Molecule: messenger RNA, 2826 nt
Organism: Symbiodinium sp. CCMP2456
Lineage: Eukaryota; Dinophyceae; Suessiales; Symbiodiniaceae
Source: the annotation of a GenBank genome assembly
AUGGCGGCUCGUGCGAUGCCCCUUGUGCUGGCCUUUCCAGGCGUGGCGUCCAGGGCAAACGUGAGCCUUGCGCCUCGCCGCCUACAGGAUACAUACACCUUCUUGACAUCGCAGCUGAACUGCCAGAUGUGCUGCGAGGAGGAGUGGCGGUCGUGCCUUUGCAUGCUGAGUUGCGACAUUUUCCAGGGCGAAUGCGAUGGUGUUGAGGAGGUGGAGACGUGCAACGUGGUGCGUGCCUGCUACAGGAGGAUCGACGAUGCUUCCCCAAGAGGCUUCGACUUCGAGUGGCAAUGUCGUUUAAUGAAGUGCAUCUCCUAUUGCCUGAGGCACUCGGAGGUUUGUGAGCCAAUCCGAAACGACUUCGUCGCGGACUGCAACAGAGGCCGUGAGGGCGAACUUCAAGCGUGUGAUGUGGUGUGCUCACGGGUGCGGCCACGUGCGUUACUGCCGUGGACGCUUCUCGCCCUUCUGGUGAUCGCCUGCACCGACUUCUCGCGGCACCCUCACCCGGUGCCAGAAGUGGGCGGCACGAGCUCCGGUGACAAGCGGACGCCAAGGGGGGGUAUUUUUGCCGGCAGGGGACCAGAUUCAGGUCCACUCAUCUUCACCCGGGGCAAGCCGGGAGCUUCUAGCAGCUUCGCUUCGGCGUUUUGUUUCUCCUUAGAGCCAUGUCGAGAGCUCGCAAGCGAGAAGAUGGGGAAGGCUUCGAAGACGGCGCUGAAGCAUCUCACGGCCGUUCUCUCAGGCCUGGGGCGAAGCUUGAGAUGGCCGGAGGCCCUGCGGCUCUUCCGGAAGAGCCAGGAUCGUGGCCGUGGGGACACCGCCCUUUGCAAUUCUGUCAUUCGGGCACUCGGAGAGGGAGGCUGCUGGGAGCAGGCACGGCAAGUCUUUGCAGAAAUGCAGAGAGGCAUUGCGCCUCCUCCCGACAUCAUCAGCAUCACAAGCUUGAUCACUGCUUGCGAAAAAGGCCGCAGAUGGCAGUACGCAGUCCGUUUGGUGGCUCACGAGCUGAGCGGAGGCAGCGGAGGAAGCUUCGCCGGCUCGAGCCUCUGCAGCGCCUUGGUCAGCGCCUGUGCGGCCUGCCAUCAAUGGGAACAGGUCCUGGAAGGCCUUCGAGCGAUGCGCGGCCGGAACUGGUUGCCAUCGCCCGUGGCCAUCUCGGCCUCGCUGGCCGCCUGCUCCCGCUCAUUGCACUGGCAGAGGGCUCUGGAGCUCCACGAGGCAUACAAACUGGAUGGAGGACCGGCAAACGAGGCAGUGUAUGGGGCUGCUGUUCACGCCGCAGGGCAUGGCCACCAGUGGCAAACUGCAUUGCUUCUUCAGAGAGAGAUGCUGUCUCUGUCCUGCCGGCCAAAUAUCGUGGUCAAGAACUCGCUGCUCAGCUCGCUCGCAAAGCUCGGGCACUGGCAGCUGGCCAUGUGCGUCUUUGGAGAGAUUGGCCCUUCCCAGCCGGAUGUGAUCUCUUUCAACACGGCCAUGUCCGCCUGUGAGAGAGGAUGGAUGUGGACGGCAGCGCUGCAGCUGUUUGCACGCAUGCGCAAGGACCGGGUAAAGAUCAGCAGCGUCAGUUGCAAUGCGCUUCUCUCGGCGUUGGAGAAGGGCCAGCAAUGGUCGCAGGCCAUCAGCUUCUUGGACCGCAUGCAGCGGCGGCGCCUACACAACCAGGUGUCUUUCAACUGCGCGGCUUCAGCCUGUGAGAAGGCAUUGCGAUGGCGGACCGCGCUGCUUCUGCGAGGUCCCCGCCCGGAUGCGGUGGCAGUGGCUGUGUCCAUCAGCGCCUGCGAGAAAGGCUUGGCUUGGAAGCAGGCCUUGGGGCUGCUGAACACCGCGAGGAUCGAUGGCACCGCAGACGUUGCCAGCUACAUUGCUGCAUUGGGCGCUGCAGAGAAGGCUCAGCGGUGGCCUCAUGCCCUCUGCGUGCUCCAACAGAUGAGGGAGAGCCAAUUGAGUUUGGACGCGGCUUCGCUAAGCGCAGCGGUAAAGGCCAGCGGUCGUAGCCUACGCUGGCAGCUGGCGCUCCAGGUCCUACGAACCGGGCAGGUGCACAUGGACGGGCCGGAACCGGACAUGGCGUUCUGUGCCGCAAUUGGGGCUUGUGGUGGCUGUGGCCAGUGGGAGCUGGCCCUGCACCUGCUGACGGAGCUGGCUGCGAGAGGGCUGCGUGCCAAUGAAGCCUCCUUGGGCGCUGUCCUUGACGGUUGCCAAAGAGCUCGUCAAUGGCAGAGAGCCCUGGCCCUGGGCUUCCACGGCGGCUUGGUGGGCGGCAUGGCUGCUGCGAUGGCCUCGGAGCGAAGUGCAGGUCCACACCCGGCCGCUGCCACCCGGAGGCUUCUGGCCCAACAGCUUUGGAGCUUCCUGCUCAACGACGCGCUCUGGCCAGCUGGCCUCCCCGGGAGGAGCGCCGGAGCUUCGGAGGUGCCGCGGGCAAUGCUAGCUUCGGAGCGAGUAUGCUCUGUGGCAGUCAUAGCCAGCAGCGAGGAUUUCCAGGCAGGUGCAGCAGCGGUCUUAGCCACCAAGCAGGCUUACUCGCCGCUUCUUGCAAGGUUGAUGGCAUGCCGAAACCUCCCUGCAACAGGCUCUUUGCAGGUGGCACACGAUGCCUGGCUGCGCCUUGCAGAUGGCUUUGGGCCAUGGCGGGGCAAGACGGCCGUGACGGAAUUGGGUCUCCGAAGUGUCGGCCGAAGUCUCACUGUGAGCAGACAAAAAGAAAAGUGUGCUGCUGCACCCGAAGCAAGUACGCAAGAGGAAGACAGGCUCGGGGAAGCUUUCAGCAUGCAUGGUGCGAGCUUUGCAUGCCUGUGCGAAGCAAUGAUGCAAUUGUCUUGA